Messenger RNA from Lotus japonicus, 1292 nucleotides. RefSeq lists its product as uncharacterized. The coding region runs from base 123 to 1037 and encodes 304 amino acids. NCBI's taxonomy places the organism in Eukaryota, Viridiplantae, Streptophyta, Magnoliopsida, Fabales, Fabaceae. The record is from RefSeq and is a predicted model, not a curated record. Gene Ontology annotation, cellular component: mitochondrion. The transcript is spliced from 11 exons.
AGAACCUUAAACCCUUGGAAACCAGAAGAAACCUGUGUGUGUGUUGUGUUGUGUCUGUAUCUUUGAUUCAUCUAUGAUCAGUGUAAAUCUCCAAUGUUCCUGAAUCAAGCUACACGAUCAAGAUGAUGCCACUCAAACGCUUCCACGCAGUUCGCACACUCUAUCGUUCAUCUCAGAUUGGACAAGACUCUUCAUCCUAUCUGCUUGGUAGCUGUAGAAGCUAUUCCACUGCUCUAUCAAACGGCAAUCUCUUUCAAAAUAGAUUCCACUCUCAUUUGUUUAAGGGUCAUGAUGGAUUUCCAUUGGCUGGUGGAAAAACCUUGACACUUCGAUCUACAAUGGGUGCUGAGUUGUCCAUUUUCAUGAACGAUAAGAGGAUGUUAUCUACUCAACUCAAAGGCUCUUCACUAUCACGGGCAGUAGGAACUCAAAUAUCCGUAUCAAGUCCUGGAUUUAUCUAUGAACCUUAUGAACCUCGUGAGAAAAUCCCAUUUUGGCAGAGAUGGUUCACUAGAAGUGGUUGGAAAAGAACCAAACAAGAUGUAAUUCUGGAGCUCAAAAGUGCCUAUGCCAUUCAAAAGUUAAGAAAGUCAGGAUAUUCAAAAUCUCGGUUCUACAAUGAGGCUUUCAAAAUGUACAAGGAGAUAAACGCACUAAUUGCUAAUGGUGACAAGAAAUCAUUAAGGAAAGCCGUUACUGAGAAGAUGUAUUCUGCACUUAAGAAUGAAAUUAAACAAAGGGAAACUACAUGGAACAAGGUUUAUUGGGAACUAAUUGAGCCUGUUAUUAGGAUACGGACAUUGCGUGCUCGUCUGAUUGGAGUUGACCCAAAAGACCUAAAUAAAGUAUUUGUUCAGCUUACUCUUGAGAUCACGGCUAAACAGAAAUUUGAAGCAUAUGACUCAAAAGGUUCUGUUGUAGCUGGAGAUAAACACAAGGAGGUUCUUGUCCGUGACAUAUGGGUAUUUGAGAAGUCUAUGUUUCACCCUGGAGCAUAUUGGCGUCUUUGUGGACGGUUAUCUCCAAAAGCAUCAUAGCUGCAUCAUUUUUUUGGUCGAUCAUAGGCCAUAGCUAUCUCCUCGAGCGAAAAGACCACAUUUAUGGUAGUUUAAGAUGUUCAUAUGUUGUAACUUUUGAGCUGAAUUCUUGUAGUGAUUUGCCACAUAAAUCUGUUUCUUGGUCGAGAAGGUCAUAUUAGGGGAGUUUUGUCCUGAAAAUAAAACCAAAUAUAGGUAUAAACCUAUCCGAAUUUUGCUCCUUGAAUGAAGUCCAUUUGGAGUUUUUUUUUUCAA